ACCGUAUCAGAUCGGUCAUGACAGUCACCUGACUAAAACAAAGUCAUGUUACUUUUCACUUACAUGCUAGCCGUAAUUACUACACACGGUUAAUUAAUCAAAAACGUUCAAAGACGUAAUUUAGGCUACCAAGGGAAAUGCAUAUCAUCUUAGCUGGGGAGGAAUUGUUGCUAAUGCGGCUAGCUAGCUAAAUUAAUGCUUGUCUUCUCUACUGGGCUGUGACUGUUUGGAGGAUACAGGGAUAAAGAUGCCUCAAUCAGCCGCCACCAUCAGUGGGAUCCAGAAGAUGGUUCUGUAUGAAACCAGAGCCAGAUAUUUUUUGGUGGGGACCAAUCAGGCACAGACCAAACACAGAGUCCUGAAGAUUGACCGCACAGAGCCUAAGGACCUGGUCAUUAUUGAUGAUAAGCAUGUGUACAGCCAGCAAGAGGUCCGGGAGUUGCUGGGCCGCCUGGACCUGGGAAACCGCACCAAGAUAGGCCAGAAGGGUUCCUCUGGUCUUUCCAGGGCUGUCUCAGCCUUUGGCAUUGUGGGGUUUGUACGUUUCCUCGAGGGGUACUACAUUGUGUUGAUCACCAAGCGUAGGAAGAUGGCUGACAUCGGUGGCCACUCCAUUUACAAAAUUGAAGACACCAGCAUGAUCUACAUCCCCAAUGACUCGGUCAGGGUUACACACCCUGAUGAAGCAAGAUAUGUGCGGAUCUUUCAGAACGUGGACUUAUCCAGCAACUUUUACUUCAGCUACAGCUAUGACCUGAGCCAUUCGCUGCAGUACAACCUGACUUUGCUGCAGAGGCCUUAUGAACUGUGGACGUCACCAACUUCCGCCACUGAGGAAGAGGUACACAAACAAAGCAAGCAGGACUGCUUUGACAUCUUUGAAGAUGAGGGUCUGCCUACGCAAGUGGUUUACGGCCUCCAGAAUGAGCCCUACUACAAAUACGUGUGGAACGGGAAGCUGCUGGAACGAGUCAAGGACAUUGUGCAUCAUGACUGGCUCAUGUAUAUAAUCCACGGCUUUUGUGGCCAGUCCAAGCUUCUGAUCUACGGCCGACCGGUUCACAUCACCCUUUUUGCAAGGCGCUCUAGCAAAUUUGCCGGGACCCGCUUCCUCAAAAGAGGAGCCAACUGCGAGGGGGAUGUGGCUAAUGAGGUUGAGACAGAGCAGAUCGUCCAUGACGCCUCAGUGAUGUCUUUCACAGCAGGAAGUUACUCCUCAUACGUCCAGGUGCGAGGUUCAGUCCCGCUCUACUGGUCCCAGGACAUUUCCACCAUGAUGCCAAAACCCCCAAUACGAUUGGACCAAGCUGACCCAUAUGCCCAUGUAGCUGCGCUCCAUUUUGACCAGAUGCUGCAGAGGUUUGGCUCUCCUAUCAUCAUCCUCAACCUGGUCAAGAAACGAGAGAAAAGGAAACAUGAGAAGAUUCUGAGUGAAGAGCUCUACCCAGCUGUGAUCAACCUAAAUCAGUUCCUCCCUCCAGAGAACAGCAUCGACUACAUUGCCUGGGACAUGGCCCGCUAUACCAAGAGUAAAUUGUGCAAUGUUCUGGACCGUCUGAGUAUGAUAGCAGAGAAUGUGGUUAAGCGCACAGGUUUCUUCAUUAAUCGCUCCGACUUCUACUGUCAUACCAUCAGACCAGACGACAGGUGGGGAGAUUUAGGUGGACACCUCACAGCCAGUGGACGGGUGCAGACUGGUGUGUUGAGGACGAACUGCGUGGACUGUCUGGAUCGAACAAACACUGCCCAGUUCAUGGUGGGGAAGUGUGCGCUGGCCUAUCAGCUUUAUGCACUGGGAAUGAUUGACAAGCCCAAACUCCAGUUUGAUACUGAUUGUGUGAGGUUGUUUGAGGAGCUGUAUGAGGACCACGGAGACACUUUGUCGCUGCAGUACGGCGGCUCCCAGCUGGUCCACAGGGUCAAGACUUACCGCAAGAUCGCUCCCUGGACACAACACUCUAAGGACAUCAUGCAGACACUGUCGCGCUACUACAGCAACGCUUUCUCAGAUGCUGACAGACAGGAUGCCAUCAACUUGUUUCUCCAAGUCUACCAGCCAUCAGAGUCCAAGCCACAUCUGUGGGAGCUGCCCACUGACUUCUACCUGCAUCAGAAGAACACUAUGGCCCUCCCCCAAGACAGACGCAGUUACACACUGUGGUGGACAGCUGGAAUAUUGUCCUACCUUCCUGUGGCCUAUGAUGAAGUCCCCUGUGAGGACAACAUGAAGAAGAUCAAAGUGAGGAGAGUGAACCGCUUUGAGGAGAGUAUUGACACCUACACAGAAUUCUUUAAACCUUAUGAGCUUACCUCCUUUGAUGACACAUUCUGCAUCGCCAUGACCAACUCUGCACGGGAAUUUAUGCCAAAAACGGUAGGAGUGGAUCCAAGCCCAUUCACAGUUCGCAAGCCAGAGGAAACAGGAAAAUCUGUGCUGGGCAACAAGAGCAGUAAGGAGGAGACGCUGCUCCAGAGGAAGACUGCAGCCAGCGCCCCUCCCCCGAGUGAAGAGGCUAUCAGCAGCACAUCAGAGGACGACUCGGAAGAGGACCGCGACGACGACGGAUCCGUGUCCCAACGCUCGACCCCGAUAAAACUACUAACAGAAUCUGGCGAGAGCACUCGGACCCAGGAAGAGAUCCAGCAGCAGUCAGUUAAGGAGCCCUAUGGACUCAAUCUGGCUAAGUUUCCUGCUGAGAAAGACCUGCUCAUUUAUGAAAGGUUUGCACAUCUGGGCGAGAGCCAGCACAGGGUGGAAAGAACCGAACACAUAAACGUGGCAAACAUCAUCUGCUUAGAGCCGGUGUCCUGCUUCCCGGAGGACAGCAUCUACGGCGUUUCUCCACCGCAGGUUGACAGAGACAGCCGUGGUGAGUUUGAGAGCCAUGUGUUGACGGGUCAGGGGCAGGUGAGGGUGCUGUGCAGGGAGGACAUGUUGAUGUACAGGGAGUACGUCAAGAACAGAUACAUGUAGGACGCACACAACAUGGACUGGAUCUCUGUUACCGAUAUGCAAAAAACAGAUUGACGUCACUUCGUUUGUUGCUGCAGGACAGAGCAAGAUGUUUUCAUGCAUUUGUAAAUCCAUUUUGCUUCAAGCUCUUGGACUUUUUUCUGCUCAGAGAAGACUGUGUGUAACGGUCGUACUGGCACGAGUACCACCUAUGUUUCCUGUAUUUGGACCAGGUUGAUUUAUUUUUCUUUUCAAUCAAAGUCAUUUGUCUGUUUCAAUAGCUUCAAAUAUUAUCCAGUUAUGUAAGUGUUUUCGUUUAUUCACACAUACCUCAACAGGCUACCUAUAUGGUUCUUUUUUUAAUUGAUUUCAAUUCAAUUUUAAUUGCAACCCUUUUAAUUUAGUCUUUUUAAAUAAAUGUAUUUUUCAAACAUGUCAAUAGUUUGGACCCUUAUUUAUUUUGAAUCUUAAAUGUUCGCUAUAUGGGAUUCAGAGCAUUCAUUUAGCAGGAAACAGCUAUUUGCUAGGAACAGUUAUAAUGGAGUAAUGUCUACCAGAGAGCACUCUCCCUCUGUGUGUGUUGUGAUCCAGCUGCUCGGCACUGCGCUCAUACUUAGAUCCAGUUGACAACACCCUUGUCACAGAAACCCCCUCAGGUUAGCAAUAUAAGCUCUGUUCGCACUGUUGCCAUUGCUUGCUUUGCUCCUGAUGUUAGCACCGUUAGCUGAUAGCCGCGGGCUCAGCCGUCGCCAUGUUGAGAGCUAUGUGGGGACAAUAGAUGAUCUGAAUCCCAUAUUGAGCACCUUUUAUAUGUGGGAAUUAAUAAUAUGAUGGCAGGCCCAAAGAUUAUGAUGAUUUACAGUAUACUCCACCUCAGAAGUGUUUUGAGUUCAGCUUCUUUUUUUCUUUCUUUUUUAUUCACUCUGUGAAACCAUUGUGCCAUGACGGGGAUUUCAGUUCUUUGUUUGUUUGUUUAUUUAAAUUGCUCUCAAAAACUACUUUGGAACAACAGUGUUCGGCCUUUUUGCACGGGACUAGUAUUACCAGGGCUCCUCAUAUAAGUGAUGACAGACAAUUGACAGGCAGUUAUUACAGAUCACUAAAGGUCCCCAGGUAAUAUGAAUGAUAAAUGAUGGAACUCAUUAAUGCACUGUAAAUGUAUAUCCAGAUAAUCUGCCUUUUUUUUUGGGCCACCAGACAAAACAAAUCACUGAUACUUUGAUUUUGUGGGUUUUCAUCAAAGUGUUUAGUCUAAAUGCCUUUCUUAUGUGUCAGCUGA
Messenger RNA from Anoplopoma fimbria (sablefish), 4232 nucleotides. RefSeq names its product FIG4 phosphoinositide 5-phosphatase a (gene fig4a). NCBI's taxonomy places the organism in Eukaryota, Metazoa, Chordata, Actinopteri, Perciformes, Anoplopomatidae. The record is from RefSeq and is a predicted model, not a curated record. Gene Ontology annotation, biological process: phosphatidylinositol dephosphorylation. Gene Ontology annotation, molecular function: phosphatidylinositol-3,5-bisphosphate 5-phosphatase activity. Gene Ontology annotation, cellular component: intracellular membrane-bounded organelle.